Phialemonium atrogriseum is the source of this 1317-nucleotide messenger RNA. Its product is annotated as NAD(P)-binding protein. The record is from RefSeq and is a predicted model, not a curated record. The coding region runs from base 204 to 1217 and encodes 337 amino acids. The transcript has 4 exons. NCBI's taxonomy places the organism in Eukaryota, Fungi, Ascomycota, Sordariomycetes, Cephalothecales, Cephalothecaceae.
CAAAUAUCCAUCAUUGGUUUGCGCUCGACGGCGUGCCAUGUUGAACCACCCGCUCACCGGUUGUGGAUGUGUCGGCUCUGGUGCGGGGUCCGCAGAGCCUCUGCGAGGUUGAUGCUUAAAGACAGAGAGAUGGCAAACGGUAAGAGGAGAAGAGAGGAGCAAUGUAACCGUAACAGUGCCUGUAUCAGUUUCCCGCUGCAAAUAUGCCGACACGCAUUUUCAUAACAGGCGGUACUGGGUACAUCACCGGUACUGUUCUCGAUACGCUUGUGAACCAGCGUCCGCAAUACGAGGUCACAGUGCUGCUUCGAACAGUCCCUGCCGGGUUCAAAGAGCGUUACCCGACGGUGAGGGUCGUCGAGGGCAACUUUGACGACUUUGACCUCAUUGCCGAGACAGCUUCCAAGUCGAAUAUCUCUAUCCAUGGAGGAAACUCAAAGCACCAGGGCGCGAUCAAGGCCCACAUUGCCGGCCUCCUCCGCCGCGACUCGACCUCCUUCUUCAUUCGCCUCGGCGGCACGGGCAUCAUCGCCGACUUCCUGACCGGGCCGUACGGCGAGCUCAACCCCAAGGUGUGGUCCGACAUCGACGAUCUCGACACCCUCACCUCGCUCCCGGACACGACGCCGCACCGCCCCGUGGAGAAGAUCAUCCAGGCCGCCGCGGAGGAGCACGGCGACAGGCUCAAGUGCGCCAUCAUCUGCGCCUCCGGCAUCUACGGCAAGGGCCGGGGCAUGGUGCGUCAGCAGAGCCUCUGGAUGCCCGACUUCUACUCCGAGGUCGUCAAGUUCGGCGCCACCUUUUACACAGGGACGGGGGGUAACAGUCGCGGAUGGACGCACAUCGACGAUCUGAUGGAGAUCUAUCUCGCUCUCGUCGACGAUGCCGCCCAGGGAGGCGGGGCCGCUGACUGGGGCAAGGCGGGGUACUAUUUCACAUGCAGCCACGAGGCCACCCAACUGGAGCUUGCGGUUGAAGGGGGAAAGAUCCUGAAGAAACACGGUCUAUUAGAGUCUGAGGUGCCCCAGCAGGUAUCCAUUGAGCAGAUCAAGGCCAUGGAUUGCGGGUCCAGCUGGCCUUGGGAAGGCAUAUAUACCUUUGCCUGCAACACCAGGGCUCGCGCCGACAGGGCAAAGAAAGUGCUUGGAUAUCAACCAAAGGCACCGACAGUGUUUGAGACGAUGGAGGAGGAUCUACUAGCCUGCCGUAAGUACUAGCCUGCCGUAAGUGAGCAGAACGGAUGGCGCUUCCUACAAGUCUGUAUCCUCAAAUGGCUUUUGGUGUGUUUGAAUUUCGUAUCGUAUAGCGGUAAUUACA